Echinops telfairi (small Madagascar hedgehog) is the source of this 3247-nucleotide messenger RNA. RefSeq names its product pleckstrin homology domain containing N1 (gene PLEKHN1). Gene Ontology annotation, biological process: 3'-UTR-mediated mRNA destabilization; positive regulation of apoptotic process; response to hypoxia. The record is from RefSeq and is a predicted model, not a curated record. Bases 586 to 2727 code for a protein of 713 amino acids. The transcript has 16 exons. Gene Ontology annotation, cellular component: cytoskeleton; mitochondrial membrane. Gene Ontology annotation, molecular function: phosphatidylinositol phosphate binding; phosphatidic acid binding; cardiolipin binding. NCBI's taxonomy places the organism in Eukaryota, Metazoa, Chordata, Mammalia, Afrosoricida, Tenrecidae.
GACACCUUGCCCCACAGCCCCAGAUGCGUGGAGGGCGGACCCAGGGAUGCCCUGAGAGGGGAUUGUCCCACAAUUCUCAAGGUGGGGGGCCAGGGGGGCCGGGAGACUACUCCCUCCUGGGCUCUGUCUCAGCCAGCAUGCAGGGCCUGGGGAGGAGAGGUAAUGAAGAGCCCCGGCUCCCAGUCCCCACCCCCCACGAGGCCCGUCCUGCUCCCUGGGAUGAGGGUGCCCAGUCACCGAUGACUCAGAGCCUGGGGACUGAGGUGGAAACAGGAUGUGUGCCCAUCGGGGGCACUGGGAGAGGACUUGGCCCACCAGGUCCCUGGUUCUCAGAAGGUCACUGCUCACCUGGGGGGAUGUCACUGGGUUGUCUGGACGUCACCCAGGGGGUCAUAAGGCUCACUCUGAAUGCCAUAGGGGUCAUGGCUCACUUGGGGGUCCACAGGCUAUCCAUUACUGGGCUCAUGGGGAUAUUGAGUUCCUCAGGGGCCUGGGUGGUGAGUCACGGGGUUCUCAGAGCCCCCGGUGCCCCCACUCUAUGAGUGCAGGUCAUUGUGAUCCUUCAGAGUACUGGGUGGAAACAGGAUGUGUGCCCAUCGGGGGCACUGGGAAGGGAUUUGGCCCACUAAGCUUCAUUGGUCCCCCAGCGUACUGGAAGCUGAGAUGAGGCUCUGGUUCAGGACCAGUGCCCGGUGUCCGGCUAGUCCCUCACGUGUAGACAGACAGGAAAGGGUUCAGGUAGACCCCUCCCUCCAGAAUGGACUCCGCCCCCACCGGCUUGCUGGGCAGGACGUCCCAGGCCGGCCGGCCCCACCCUCCGAAGGAGGUGGAGGAGGACCUGCUCCUGCUCCGGAGCACCCAGCACUGCUCGGCGGCCAGCCUAUGGGGAACAGCCAGUGCGUCCCCCAGGCCCCCAGGAGGCUCCGAGCCUCCUUCUCCAGGAAGUCUUCGCUAAAGGGCACCAGAGAGGAUGGUGCGAAGAAGCUGGCGAGCCUGUUUGGCAGCGAAGUUGGCCCCGAUGGGGACUCGGCGGCUGACAAGAUCUUCUACUACAUCCCUGGGACGGACAUCCCGGGCCUGGAGGGUCAGCGAGAAGCCCUGGACCAGCCGUUUCUGAGUGUGUUCAAGAAGGGGCGGCGGAGGGUGCCCGUGAGGAACCUGGGCAAGGUCCUGCACUACGCCAAGGUCCAACUGCAGUUCCAGCACAGCCAGGAACCCAGUGACUGCUACCUGGAGCUGUUCCCCUCCCACCUCUACUUCCAGGCUCACGGUUCUGAUGGACUUACUUUCCAGGGGCUGUUACCUCUGAUGGAGCUGAGCGUGUGUCCAGUGGAGGGGUCUGGAGAGCACGCCUUCCAGAUCACAGGCCCACUGCCCGCCCCUCUCCUCGUCCUCUGCCCCAGCGCUGCUGAGCGUGCCCAGUGGCUGUACCACCUGGAGAAGCAGAUGGCCCUUGCUGGGGGGCUGCGGCGCUGCCACUCGGCGCCCUCCCAGGGCCCCGGGGACGAGCUGCCCUGGACGCUGCAGCGCCGGCUGACUCGGCUGCGGAAGGCGUCAGGACAUGAGUCAAGGGGCCCUGCCAUCUGUGCCUCCAGGGUCAAGCUGCAGCAUCUACCCUCUCAAGAGCUGUGUGACCGCCUGCUGGUCCUGUACCCCACCUCCCUGGUCAUCUUCUCUGAGGAACUAGAUGGGCUCUGCUUCAAGGGGGAGCUGUCACUCAGCGCUGUCCACAUCAACUUGGAGGAGAAAGGGAAGCAGAUCCGCUCUUUCCUGAUUGAAGGCCAUCUGAUCAACACCAUCCGGGUGGUGUGCGCCAGUUACGAGGAUUACGGCCACUGGGUGCUCUGUCUCCGGACCGCCGCCCUUAGGGACAGGGGCCAUGUCCUGCCGGGCCCCGGGCCCAGGGUUCCCAUGCAGGUUGCAGGCGGUGGCCGAGGCUCCCUCUCCUCGGAUGGACGGACCAGUUGGGGCUCCGGGUGCCCAGCACCCCCCUCCACCCGCACCAGUCACUCCCUCCCUGAGUCUACGGUGCCGCCCCCAACAGUCUCCGAGGCCCAGCCUGGACCCGACCAGACUGACCCAGGCUACGCCAGCAUCAGUCACCGGAGAUCUGAACUGAGACGAGGGGGCAGCCACAGGUCAACCAAGAGCACGACCCAGGGAGAGGGGCCUGGCCUGGUCGCCCCACUGCACUUAGACCUGGACCUGACCAAGCUAAGCCGACUGAGCCUGGAGGGGGCAGCGGAGGACUCUCUGGGGCCACCACACUCCCCGCUGUAUGCCGAUCCCUACACCCCGCCCGCCACCUCCCACCACAAGAUCACAGACGUCCGGGGCCUGGACGAGUUUCUCAGUGCCAUGCAGAGCUGCCCCAGGCCAGAGCCAACCGGCGCCUUCUCCGCCGUCCCUGUGUCUGUGCCCGUCUCUGACCCCAGCCCUGGCCACCUGCUGCCCAAGAAGGGAGCCCCGCAGGGUCACACCCCUCAGAGGCACCGAGGCUCCUUCAAGGGCCGGGGGCCAAGGCCCCCAGACUCGCCGCAACUGGUCUCCACUGCGAGGGAAGGACCCCCCGACCCGGUCCUGCUUACCCCAGCCCACUGCUCCCCCCGGAAGAGUACAGGCCCAAGCUCCAACAGCACCGGGAAGGAGGCAGCAGCACCGUCCCGCCAGAAGUGGCCCCGGCCGGGCGCACCCGAGGCCGAGCGGGCCCUGACUCAGUGGAUCUGAUGGCAUCACAGUCCUGGGUCUGUGGACGGCCGUCUCUCAGAGCCACCCACACCAGCCGCCAGACCGGGGCCUGUGCCCAUCUCUCCGGGACUUACAACUGACCAUCUGUUGUCAUUUUUGACCUGUUAAAAUCUGGACCGGGCUUUGAACCUAAAGUCCCUGCCUCUGGGCUCCGGCAGCUGAAGGGUCAGGAGGGGGGCUGGUCCCUGGAGGGCAGACUGUCAGAUGAGCAGGGCCAUCAGGAGGACUCUCAGUCCUGUCCUCAGGCAGGAAUGGGAGAGGGCAGCUGGUUGGGGCCUCCCCGGGGUAGGCAGGGGCAGUCAGAGGGCUGGGGAAGUCAGGUCAGCGAGGGUCAGUGGAUGUGAGGUUAAAGGGUGAAUGUGAGGGGAGGUGAGAAUCAAAGAUCAGCAAGGGGGAAAUAUCCCGAAUGGACGGCUGAGGAGGUGGGGGUCCCAGUUUUGCCUGGGCCUGUGUGAAGGGAGGGGGGGGUAGGACCAUCGGGAGAGACCAGCGCUGCUCA